CUUCGGUGUCAUUGGAGGAGGCUUUUUCCAAGGAGCUCAUAAAUACGGGAGAGGCCGGGCAGGAGGCUGGGACUGCGCGGGGACCCCGAGGGCAGCCGGGGGGCCGGGGGGGGGCCAUGGCAGCGCUGCUCAGCACAUUCCCCUGGCCCGAGCGGCUGGAGGGCGACACGGGCGAGGGGCUGUCCCCAGGGCCACCCCCCCGGGUGUCGCAGGGGGAGAAGGGCUCCGAGAGCCGCAUCCGCCGGCCCAUGAACGCCUUCAUGGUGUGGGCGAAGGACGAGAGGAAGCGGCUGGCGGUGCAGAACCCCGACCUGCACAACGCGGAGCUCAGCAAGAUGCUCGGGAAGUCCUGGAAGGCGCUGAGCCUGUCGCAGAAGCGUCCCUACGUGGAGGAGGCCGAGCGGCUGCGGGUGAAGCACAUGCAAGAUUAUCCCAACUACAAAUACCGGCCCCGUCGGAAGAAGCAGGUCAAGCGCAUCGGGAAGAGGGUGGAUGCCGGCUUUCUGCUGGGCAGCCUGGCUCGGGACCAGAACUCUGUGCCGGAGAAAAGGACCUGCAGCCGGAACGGGGGGGACAAAGAGGGUCCCGGUGAGUACCCCCCCCGCCCGGGGCUGCCGGCUGUGCGGGGGUACCGGGAUGCUCCGGGUAGCGCCAGCAGCGCCAGCGUGGACACCUAUCCCUACGGGCUGCCCACCCCGCCGGAGAUGUCCCCCCUGGAUGCCAUAGACCCCGAGCAGAGCUUCUUCUCCUCGCCCUGCCCCGAGGAGCAUCACCGCUCGCACCUGGCCGGUGCCACCUUCUCCGCCGAGUACGCGGCAGGCUCCUUGCCCUGCGGCCACCACCCGCUCAGCCCCAUGCCACAGCCGGCCACCUGCAUGAUCCCCCCGGCCUCCAGCUGCCCUGCCCUUCCUCCUCCUCCUCCUCCUCCUCCUCCUGGCUACUACACACCUGCCUUCCCCUCCCUGCCCCCUCCCAGCCUCCAUGCCCACCUGGGCCAGCUCUCCCCGCCGCCCGACCACCAGGGCUUCGACACCUUGGACCAGCUGAGCCAAGCGGAGCUGCUGGGCGAGAUGGACCGCAACGAGUUCGACCAAUAUCUCAACAACCACGGCGGCCACCACGGCGAGCACCACGGCGGGGCCUUGGCCAACGGGCACGCGGCGGCGUCGGGCGGCUCCGAGAACAGCCUCAUCUCCUCCGUCCUGGCCGACGCCACGGCCACCUACUACAAUCACUACAGCGUGUCUUAGGAGGCCUGGAGCGGCCGAGGAAGGAGCCGACACCGUUCCGAGGCGUUGCUCCCUGGGGACGUGGCCCCUCAGGGUGACCGAGCCCGAACCGAGGGCCCUGGAGUCUCCUCGGUGCUGUUGGGUAAAGGAUUUGGGUUGUUGGGUCACCACCUGGAGUGCUCUGCUCCCACCGUGGCCAGGGGGCACUUCCCGAAGCAAAGCCCUUUGGUCAAGUCCCUCUUCCAAAGCAGGGAGCACAGGAAGGUUUGUCCCUCAUUUUGGGGCGUCCCCAGCUCUGCUUUGGGGUCAGGAGUGCGGCAGCACCCCGCAAACGUCAGGUCUGAAUUCCCCCCGGCGAGGGGGAAAGGCAGGGAUGGGAGGAGGGAAGAUUUUGGUGAAGGUCUGUGAGCUGGUUGUGGGUUCUGACCUGCCCCAGAGCAUGGACUGGGGGCUUCAUCCCUUGGGAAACCCCAGAGGGGAUGGAACACCAGCCAGGAGAGGGACAGCCAGCCCUGAGGGUGCUGAGCCUGUUCUAGAAUGGGGUAAAAUCAGGGCUUGGAAAGGCAGGAGCAGGUCUGGGAUGAACAUUUUGGCCAAGAGGUGAUGAUGUAGCAGACACUUUUUUUUAUCAAACAUCCUUCAAAGGGGAAGGCUCCGUGUUUGGAGCCACAGUGCCCAAUGCCUCUCCUAACUCUGGCGUUUUAUUGCUUGUAAUAAAGCUGUACAUUGAUUUAUUCCUUCCAUUAUUUCUUCCCCCACCUCGGAUUUUGUAUUGCUCGAGUUCUCUUCCUUUCCAUAAAGAUGAAGCUUUAUUUUAAAUCAGUUAUAUGACAUGAUUAAUCUUAGUGUUUACUGUAUGGCACUUGGUAAUGAUUAGUUAGCAACGUGGUUAUGAUUUCCUGGUUUCAGUCCCCAAAAUGUAUUAAUAAUAAUUGCAAAAAAAACUUUUAAAAAGAGCCCCAAAAGUUCACCGGUUUUUAAGCUAAUACAUUCCAUCUCUUUUGUGUGACUCUAUGCAUUUUGAAUGAGUGUAGAUACGAGUUUGCAUAAAAUAUUUAAUUUAAAUAAAUAUGUUUUUAUAUGAUGA
Molecule: messenger RNA, 2316 nt
Organism: Catharus ustulatus (Swainson's thrush)
Lineage: Eukaryota; Metazoa; Chordata; Aves; Passeriformes; Turdidae
Gene: SOX7
Product: SRY-box transcription factor 7
Exons: 2
Coding region: 117-1250 (377 amino acids)
Biological process (GO): anatomical structure morphogenesis; regulation of DNA-templated transcription; cell differentiation
Molecular function (GO): RNA polymerase II cis-regulatory region sequence-specific DNA binding; DNA-binding transcription factor activity, RNA polymerase II-specific
Source: RefSeq, a predicted model, not a curated record